AUGAACAAACUAUCUUCGCUUUCAGUUUUUGAUCCGCCCUUUAUAACACCACCGACGGAUCGUAGAACAGAGCGUCUGAAUACAAGUAUGGUUUUAAAAGGCGUAAGGACAAACAUGAAGCCAGUCAAGACACCGAGUCUUACAAAAAAACGGGUAGCAUUAGCUUUUUUCUAUCAGACUGCCGAAGAUUGGAACGCUUUACCAGAAACGGUUGUUGCAGCACGUACUCUCGAACAAGAAAGUGAUAAGACCAGACCAAGAGGAUCUGUUUUUUCUAUUGAUCCGACAAACAGUAAAUCUUGGUCUGGUCUUGUAAAUUUUGAGGAACAAACACUGGCCAGAGGGGAACCAUGGCCUCAUCCACAACAAAUAAACACCACUCAACAACAUUUAUCUGUUCACCCAGAUACAUUUCAGUUUUUAAUCAAUGACUCUAGCCAACACUGUGAUUUACUAAGAAAUGCAUUUGAUCGAUAUUAUCGAUUGAUAUUUUUUUCACAAAAUCAUGUCAGAUUUAUUCUAAAUAAACCAUUGUAUGAGAAUCAAUCUAUCAUUGAUUUUCCAAAAUCAUUGAAUGCACCUUUAUUAAAACGCCUGAAUGUUAACGUACGACAACCUAGCGAUCAAUGGCCAAAUUUAGAAUCAGAUGAAUCAUGUACGAUGAUUGUGCUUUAG
Molecule: messenger RNA, 675 nt
Organism: Didymodactylos carnosus
Lineage: Eukaryota; Metazoa; Rotifera; Eurotatoria; Philodinida; Philodinidae
Source: the annotation of a GenBank genome assembly